AUGAAUAAUAAUUUUAAAAAUGAAAAUUUCAAAGAAGACAAUUAUAUUAAGGCCUGGAUUAAGCAAUCGGAAAACCCGGAGCUUUAUAAGAAUUGGAAUGACAUAGAUGAUCAAACUUACCCAAACGAAUUGGUAAAAGUUGUUGACUUCAACAAUUUCAAUAGUAACCUUAUAAAUACAAUUAUGACAGAACAUUCUCCUGAUAUAUCAAAAAAAAAAAAAAAAAGGAAAGCAUACAGUUUAUUUUAUAGUAAUGAAAUAUAUCCAGAAAGUAAUAACCACUCAUGUAAUGAAGAAAAUAAUAAUUAUUACCAUGGUAUGUAUCCAACUUGUGAUGAUAGCGAUGGUAGUGAUGAUAGAUAUUUUACUUCAUUGGAUAAAACUCCUGUAGAAGGUAAUGUGGAUGAUAAACUUAAGUUACAAUGUAAAGAUGAAAAAAGACGUAUUUCAAUUAAAAAGGUGAAAAGAGAAAACGUUUUUUCUGAAAAUAAUUAUAAUGAAAUGAUGUGUGGUAAUUUUAUCAAUUCAUCACCAAUUAUAAAAUUAAAGGAGUUUACAAAACCAAGUUAUGGAAGUGAAAGUACGAGUGAAUUUUUUAAUAAUUAUGAUUUUGAAACCCCAGUUAAAAUGCUAAAUUCUAAAAAAAAGACAUAUCAUUAUAAAACUAAAAAAGACAAUAGUACAACAAACACAACAAAAGAAAACUCCUCGCAGGAAAAUGUUUCAUCCAAUAAUAGUGAAACCAAACGUAUUAUCAACUUUUCAAAUAAAACAGAAGAUUUUAAUGAUUUGCAUUAUAAUUCAGAAAACGAUUUCUUAACUUCAUCAGAAUAUGUGGAUGAUGAUGAUUCAUCAAGAUGUUCUAACAAGAAACAAAGUGAAGUUAACUUUCUCGGACAGAGAUUAGACUAUAAGGUAGUAGGAAAUGUCAUAAAUAUUUCCAAAGAUCAUCCGCAUUUUACUAUGCUGUGA
Messenger RNA from Plasmodium gonderi, 972 nucleotides. RefSeq lists its product as hypothetical. The coding region runs from base 1 to 972 and encodes 323 amino acids. NCBI's taxonomy places the organism in Eukaryota, Apicomplexa, Aconoidasida, Haemosporida, Plasmodiidae. The transcript has a single exon. The record is from RefSeq and is a predicted model, not a curated record.